Messenger RNA from Aphanomyces astaci, 688 nucleotides. RefSeq lists its product as hypothetical. The record is from RefSeq and is a predicted model, not a curated record. NCBI's taxonomy places the organism in Eukaryota, Oomycota, Saprolegniomycetes, Saprolegniales, Verrucalvaceae. The coding region runs from base 71 to 430 and encodes 119 amino acids. The transcript has 3 exons.
GCUUGUUGCUUUCACUUGGGAAGCUGCUGCCGCCGCUGACUUGGGCACAAAUCCCCACACCAAUCGGUCCAUGGAGCCCGUUACCCUCAAGUUUCUCUUUGCAAACAAGGAGGGGGUGAAGAUUACAUUGGCUUCGACGCGCGACAAGCAUGUAUCGGAUGUGAAGCAGCAGCUCUUGGCAGUGUGGCCUGCAGAUUUGGCCAAACCAGAGUCGCUCACCAGCAUUCGGCUCAUUUGCAUGGGGCUGGGGGUGCUCCAAGAUACCAAGACCCUCGUGGAGUGCAAAGUGCCCAUCUUCCCAGGCCACCCCACCCCCGUCAACGUCUCCAUCUUACCCCCCAAAUCUGAAACUCAAGCACUCAUUGCGUCACACGACAACGCUUCCCGUAUCGUACCUGCCAACCUCAGUUGCUGGUGCACAAUAUCAUAAAAUCCACGACCCCACUCCUGCCAUCGAAUGCAAUCUUCUACAAUUACCAUCGGAAUGCCCACUAAAUCGAGCAUGUGAAGCCAAUGACGAACACCGUGGUUAGGUCGACUAGGAAUUUUGUAUCAGCAUAUGUGCGGCGUAGUAUAUUGCAGAAGGCAGUGUUAAUUCCUACUGACUCAACCAUGACCGCGAACAUCGGAACGUACCGGUGGAUGGCGGCGCCAGAGGUGCUCAUGGACAAUUACUACUCGGAACUGG